AUGAAGGUCAGUUUCAACCUUUGUUUUUUUUCAAUGUUUGGUUUAUUAUUCAAUAAGAUAAAAUCUACAUUUACGUGAUUAGUAAUAAAUAGACUGAUUUAUAGGUUUCGUAAAUUAUGCUUUGAUUCCAUAGAAAACUACAUUCUAGAAUCGAUUAAAAAUCAUCUGAAGUUGAAGUAUUGAAAAUUCAUUCAUUUCUGAAACAUUCUUUAAAAAAUUCUAGAGAAAAUAUGGUGUUUUAGAAAAAAUUAAGAGAAAAUUGAAUAAUUGUUUGUUUUUGAAAUGAUAGUUUUCCAAAAAUAAUCAAUUAUGAAAAUCUUUGCAGUUUGGCAUGAUGAAAAAACAUUGAGAUAACUUUAUUUUUCGCAAGGCAGUAGAGAAAAUGUUUCAAUUUUUGAUUUUAUAUCAAAAUUUAUAGAACAAUCACGUUUGAAAUGUCAAAACUCCAAAAAUAUUUUUAUUGUUUCGCCAUUUUCAGAACGUUUAUGCUCAUGCACUUUUAUUAAUAUCAGUUUCGUUAUUCACACAAAUUGGACACAAACGAGAACAAGCAUCAGACACAUUAAUAUGUUUGAAAGAUAAUUAUGAAGAUGUUAGUUUAGGUCGAUUACAAACAUUUCCAAAAUUAAUGGAGGUCAGUUUUUAUUGAAAUUUAUGUUGUGCUCAACAAAAAAAAAUGUUUUGAUAUUGAAUUUUUUCUAGGAAAUUCAAAAAAUAAACGAAGAUGUUGGAAUUGUUUUACUAAAUCGACACGCAAUAAAUAUAACCAUGAAUUGGUUAUGUAAUCUAAAUGCUCUGAAUGAUCCAACUAUUAUUUCAAAAAUUCUAGUAUUUGCAAUGGAUGAUGAAUCUUAUCAGAAACUCACAUAUUUAUGGCCAAGAUUACGGGUUUUCAAAUUGGAUUUACCAUCAGUGGUUGGUCACAUUUUCUUGUUUGAUUAAUUUGAAAAAUCUGAUUUUUCAGAGUCAACCAUUUAAAGUUGGACACUGUCAAUACCAAUUAUUUCAAUUAUUACGGGCAAAUUUGGCGACAAUUUUUUCGAUGAUGAACAAAUCGUUUUGGAUGUUACAACCUGAUACUUAUUGGAGUGAAAAUUUGUUUGACUUGUUGGGUGAGUCAAAAAAAUCUCGUUUUUUUAAUCUGAAAUCUUUCAAAUUCUCACAAUUCUGAUUUUUCAAUUGUUCAUAUUUUUUAAUAGAGUUCCUAAUCUGUUAUUUACCGUUAGAAAUUUAUUUGAAAAUUACUUCUUUGCAAAACAAACACAACGUGAUCUAUUUACACUGAUCUCAAAAUUCUUCUGAAAUUGAUUUCGCGAAGAUUCACUAGGUCCAAGAAAAUAUUGAUUUUUCAGUGUAGAAAAUGAUGUAGACAACAAUUUGUGCUUUCUAAAACAAACAAUUCUGAAAAAAUGCAUCUUUAAUUAAUUCGAAACAUACUCUGAAAAUAACUUCUAAUCUCACAUUCAAUAACAAUUUUAUUUUUCAGAUUUUUCUGAAAAUGACGGCACGAAUUUGUACCUUGAUGUAGAGGGUGAAACAAUACUUUCAUCAAGAAUGAUUGCUGGUGGCAAUUUUUUUGUUCGAGCUUCAAUCGAAUCAUCGUUAUUUUUCCAUCAAUUAAGUGCAGAGAUCAGGUUGUUUUUUCAAUUUUUGUUUCGAAUUUCAUAAAAGACAUUUUUCAGAGAAAAAUAUGCGACCGAUAAUAAUGUGAUGGGAGCAAUGUGCUCAAGGCAAUAUGCAGAUGUUCAAUGCGAGUUUAUUCCUUAUCAUACAAUUUCGAAUUGGAGAUGGAAAAAUAAUAAUAUUAAACCAGCUUUGAUGCAAUUUGAUAGUUUAAUACUACCAGGAUCAAAAGGAAAACUGGAAAGGUAA
Messenger RNA from Caenorhabditis angaria, 1872 nucleotides. The record is from the annotation of a GenBank genome assembly. NCBI's taxonomy places the organism in Eukaryota, Metazoa, Nematoda, Chromadorea, Rhabditida, Rhabditidae.